UUGUUGAUGCAGCGGUGUUCAUCCCGCAGAGCCGCUCAGAAACCUGCACCUUUUUUGUUCUCCGUUUCUCAUGAGUUCUCGUCCAGGCGGUGUGUGUGUGUGUGUGAAGGAAGGCUUUUCCGCGGGGAUGAGUGAUCUGAGAUGAAAAGAUAAAUGACGGAUAAUGAUGAACUCGGUUUGGGAUCUUGCUCUCGGAUCCACUCCUGUCAAUAAUCCCGGAGCUGCAGCUUCCCGAUCCGUGCAUGUUGAACUCACAUCCCAGCAGAGGCGUUUGCGGCACCUUAGGAGCAUUGCCGCGAGGAACAUUGUGAACCGAAACCACUCACCACUUCUGGACACGUACUUCACGCUGCACCUGUGUUCAGAGAAUCGAAUCUCUAGAGAUUUUUACAAGAGCGAAGUGAUUCGUGACUCACUGAACCCGACAUGGCGCAGUUUGGAUUUCGCCAUGCUGCCGGACCUGUUGGACACAUCUGUGUCGUGUUUUGUUGUUCGCAUUUGGGGUGGGCGAGAAGAACAGUACCAACUGCUAAUAGAGUGGAUGGUUAACCUGGACGGCCUGAGAUACACUGGACAACAGAUCCGCUCUCGGUGUCCUAAUGAGAUCAUAUUUGGACUGAAUGAUGGUUACUAUGCAGCAGAUUUGGAUCAGAAGGAGAACUCUGAGAAAAAGAAGAACUCAUUACUCCAAGUGGACCAGAGCUCUGUGAGGAACACAUACAGCGUCUUUUCCCUGCUAAGACUCCACACAGCUCAGAAGGCAAUAAAGCAGACCCAGGUUACAGUACAGAAAAUUGGGAAAGAGAUUGAGGAGAAACUCAGAACCACAGCGGCAUGUACAGAACGGAAGAAGGAGCGUGAGUGUAUGCAGUUGCGUAUCAGUGUGUUACGAAGCGAGGUGGAGAGACAAAAAAAAGCUCUGCUGAGAGAGAGGGAGAUGCUCCAGAAAGAGCGAGUACUUCUUCAGAAGAAAGAGGAGGCAUUCAGCUGUAAACACCAGACUCUGGACAUGGAGACAGACACCCUCACUGAUCUACAGAAGGAGUGCACUGCUAAAAGAGAGCUGUUCCUGAAGUCCAGUGCUCAACUCACCUUCCGCUGUCGUCAGCUCCUAUCUGAACUCUCCUACAUCUAUCCAAUUGACACGAACAGUCAGUCAGACUUUGUGAUCUGUGGUGUGAAACUGCCAAACUCUGAAGACUUUCAAGUAAAGGAUGAUGGAAGUGUGGCAGUCGCCCUCGGCUACACGGCACACCUGGUGCUGAUGAUUUCCUGCUUCCUGCAGAUUCCGCUCAGGUAUCCCAUCGUGCACCGAGGCUCUCGCUCAUCCGUCCGAGACACCAUCACUGACAAGCUCAGCGAGAAGGAAAGAGAGUUCCCUCUUUACCCACGUGGGGAGAGAUUCCACUUCGAGUACGGCGUUUACCUGCUCAACAAAAACAUUGCUCAGCUACGGUAUCAACACGGUCUUUCCACACCGGACCUGCGUCAAACUUUACCCAACCUCAAGAACUUUCUAGAGCACGGACUGCUGGUCAGAUGUGAUCGACAUCAGGUGUCCAGCUCGAUCCCGGUCCCCAUCAGAUCCCACCUGAGCGUCUCACAGGUAUCGUUCCCUGUCUCUCCAGAAGAGAAAAAGAAACGCAGGUCGCAUAAACUCUAUGACCCGGUUGCCAUGGCGAUCCCGGAAGCUCCACCCGCCUGUCUGGAAGUCAGCAUGGAGCUGGAGAAGCCGCUGGAGGUGGAUGAAGGAGCCGAAGCAGCGGGAACAUCAACACCGGAGCCGAAAACGGAACAGUGCGAUCCGGAAGCUGAGAGAGAUCCGGGACUGGGGGGAGAACCGAGAGAGUCAGAACACCUGGAGGAAAGUUUGCAGCACCUGGGAGCUGUGAAUGGUUCUGCAGGAGUGGUGGGCGGGGCUGAGCUGUGCUGCUCUGUGGAGCAGGCAGAGGAGAUCAUGGGCACUGAGGCGACGGGGUUAGGGUUAGAAACUCGCCUGGAGGAUUUUCCCUGUAUCCCUGUGGAACACGCUGUGGCUGUGGAGAGUGACGACCAGGUCCUCGGAGAACUGGAGAAUUUCGAGGAAUUCUCAAAACGCAUCUAUGCUCUAAACGAGAACCCAUCCUCCUUCAGACGGCCACGCAAAAUCUCUGAUAAAUAACCAGAGGUCAAAGGGUCAGCAGGUAGCCCUUUACCUUCACACCUGACUGCAGUGAACAGACAUUACAUACAGAGCUUUAUUAUUAUUAUUAUUAUUAUUAUUAUUAUUAUUAUAGGAAAUAUCUGGAAUAUUUGCACUCUAACCCUUUCAAAGAAAAUAAAGAGAAUGUGAUUAAAA
Silurus meridionalis is the source of this 2338-nucleotide messenger RNA. RefSeq names its product UV radiation resistance associated gene (gene uvrag). Gene Ontology annotation, biological process: SNARE complex assembly. The coding region runs from base 164 to 2161 and encodes 665 amino acids. Gene Ontology annotation, cellular component: lytic vacuole; endosome. NCBI's taxonomy places the organism in Eukaryota, Metazoa, Chordata, Actinopteri, Siluriformes, Siluridae. The transcript is spliced from 15 exons. Gene Ontology annotation, molecular function: SNARE binding. The record is from RefSeq and is a predicted model, not a curated record.